Molecule: messenger RNA, 1563 nt
Organism: Sphaeroforma arctica JP610
Lineage: Eukaryota; Ichthyosporea; Ichthyophonida
Exons: 3
Coding region: 183-1406 (407 amino acids)
Source: RefSeq, a predicted model, not a curated record
CAUUUACAUGCGCAGUCUGUAGAGAUACCUUGCUAAGAUCGAUUUUGAUUGAAAUCUACUGAAAACACACGCGCGUAUAUAAUAAUAUAUACAGUAUUUGUUUUUUAAAAUACCCAAAUCACAUAUACAACGUUCUGAGUCGGGUGUAAUUAAAUAUAGUUUGAGUAGUGGAAAAUCUUCCGAUGGGACGUACCUUGUCUACCUCUUCGCUUACUGAGCAAGAUGUCAUACUUCUUGAGGCUUUGGUCGACACCCUUGAUCUCUCUUGCAUGGAAAAGGGUGAUCAUUUAGAAGUUUACGUGGAGGAGUGCAGUAAAGUAGUGCGAGAGUCCUCGGCGUCAGACUACGACUCAAAUGUAUUUUCAGAAGUGUAUUCUUCAGAGGACGAGGAUGAUACCUGUUUGGCGAACAUGAUAGAUCUUGAGCUUGUUUUUGAGGACGACGUGGCCAGAGUGGAGUCCUCCGAUUCAACCAAACAGGACGGAACUUUCCAAAAACGGGUAAGAUUUUGUGAAGAGGUUGAGGUUUUUACGAUCGAGAACUGCAAUAAAGGACGAAAGGUUAGUGAGAUAGCGAAUGUUUCGGGGUUAUCCGUCGGCCGGAAGCCUCGAGAUGACUCAGACUCAGAUUGUCUUAGCGUACUGAGAUUCCAGACCAAUGAUGGUGCAGUAGCUGUUGAGGUGAACGACGUCGCUGCCAACUAUCUAAGAUUUAUUCAAGAAGAGCGCUUACUAGGGAACUUCUUCCUAGUGAAAGAUUUUUUUCUCGAAGCUCAAGACUACGACGAAGGGAUAUUACCGGCGCAGUAUCAUGACUGUAUGAAAAGGCAAUUUGGUAUGAAUGUAAAUGGUAGAGAACAAUCAUCUAAACGAAGGAAGGCUUCAAGUAGGAUAACAUCCGACAGUGAGAAUGAAUAUCAGCACUUUAUCGAUCAUCACGAGGAAUUUAGAGAAAAAGGUCGCAAGAGAAGUCACAGCAACUAUAAGACGAUGAGCAAUAAUGCAAGUCAUAGUAUCGGUAAAAGUUAUAAGAAGGCUAGGAACCCGAAAUUGAACUGUGGAGAGCAUCGGCUCGAACGGGAAAGUGCAAACAAAGAAAGUGAAUUUCGCAUUUGGAAUAGCAAACGCGAGAGCAGAACACAAAACUCUGAAGGUGUACACAAUAAUAGAAAAUCAAAAAGUGGCGCUGGCGUCAUUGACGUGGAAGGUAAAUAUAGCAACCAGGGAGUUCGCAAUGAGAGUUCGUGUAAAGAAAGAAGGAACUGGUCCAAGAAUGGAAGCGGAAGGAAGCAGAAGAGUAAAUGUCGUAAGGGCAUCAGUGUACAGCAGUCGAGCAACGUCGCUAAUACAAACAGUCAUCGAAAUAGAGCGGUAGGGUGCAGAUUGCCCUCCCGUCCAAUUGUGUGAGCAGGUUUCACAUAGCUUAAAAUAGCCCCUCAAGUUCUAAAGUGGGCUGAGGCAGUAAAUCAAGUCUCCCUGAAGUAUGCAUUAUUUGGAGCAAAUAAUGAAGGGUACCAGGUGUUACCCAGAGAAAAAAUUAAAUCGUGCGUCGUUUAUAUUGCUG